AUGCCCACUCAGACCACACGUGCCCACUCAGCCCACACAUGCCCACUCAGACCACACGUGCCCACUCAGUCCACACUUGCCCACUCAGACCACACGUGCCCACUCAGACCACACGUGCCCACUCAGACGACACGUGCCCACUCAAACCACACGUGCCCACUCAGCCCACACGUGCCCACUCAGUCCACACGUGCCCACUCAGUCCACACGUGUCCACUCAGACCACACCUGCCCACUCAGACCACACGUGCCCACUCAGACCACACGUGCCCACUCAGACCACAUGUGCCCACUCAGACCACACGUGGCCACUCAGCCCACACGUGCACACUCAGACCACAUGUGCCCACUCAGUCCACACUUGCCCACUCAGUUCACACGUGCCCACUCAGACCACACGUGCCCACUCAGACCACACGUGCCCACUCAGCAUCACAUGCCCACUCAGUCCACACGUGCCCACUCAGUCCACACGUGUCCACUCAGACCACACCUGCCCACACAGUCCACACCUGCCCACUCAGACCACACGUGCCCACUCAGACCACACGUGCCCACUCAGAACACACGUGCCCACUCAGAACACACGUGCCCACUCAGCCCACAUGUGCCCACUCAGUCCACACGUGCCCACUCAGACCACACCUGCCCACUCAGUCCACACGUGCUCACUCAGACCACACGUGCCCACUCAGACCACACGUGCCCACUCAGAACACACGUGCCCACUCAGAACACACGUGCCCACUCAGUGCAAACGUGCCCACUCAGUCCACACGUGCCCACUCAGACCACACCUGCCCACUCAGUCCACACUUGCCCACUCAGACCACAUGUGCCCACACAGACCACACGUGCCCACUCAGCCCACACGUGCCCACUCAGUCCACACGUGCCCACUCAGACCACACGUGCCCACUCAGACCACACGUGCCCACUCAGACCACACGUGCCCACUCAGACCACACGUGCCCACUCAGACCACACGUGCCCACUCAGACCACACGUGCCCACUCAGACCACAUGUGCCCACUCAGCCCACACGUGCCCACUCAGUCCACACCUGCCCACUCAGACCACACCUGCCCACUCAGACCACACCUGCCCACUCAGUCCACACGUGCCCACUCAGACGACACGUGCCCACUCAGUCCACACGUGCCCACUCAGUCCACAAGUGCCCACUCAGUCCACACGUGCCCACUCAGUCCACACGUGCACGCUCAGACCACAUGUGCCCACUCAGUCCACACGUGCCAACUCAGUCCACACGUGGCCACUCAGUCCACACAUGCCUACUCAGCCCACACGUGCCUGCUCAGUCCACACGUGCCCUCUCAGUCAACAUGUGCCCGCACAGUACACACAUGUCCGCACAGUACACACAUGCCCGCACAGCCCAAAGGUGCCUGCACAGCCCACACGUGCCUGCAAAGCACACACGUGCCCACACAGCCCACACGUGCCCACACAGCCCACACGUCCCGAUCAGCAUACAUGUGCCCGAUCAGUCCACACGUGCCCGCACAGCCCACACGUGCCCCCUCAGUCCACACGUGCCCCCUCAGACCACUGCUUGCAGAACAUGUGCCUCUCUAG
Schistocerca serialis cubense is the source of this 1599-nucleotide messenger RNA. RefSeq lists its product as uncharacterized. The transcript has a single exon. Bases 1 to 1599 code for a protein of 532 amino acids. The record is from RefSeq and is a predicted model, not a curated record. Lineage: Eukaryota; Metazoa; Arthropoda; Insecta; Orthoptera; Acrididae.